AGGUGACCCCUAGGGGAAGCUGUUUUGAGGUUGUUGUCAUAGUAAAUACCCCCUGACCUCUGACCUCUACGGAUGAAUGAACUGGUAACUCUGUGGUGGUCCACCCCGAUGAGCCUCCAAAAGAGUUUCCGUCUAGUUUGGAGUUUGGUUUUGAUGCUGUUUGUUUGUGAUGUUGUUUUUAUUUAGUUUAUUUAUAAUUAGGUUUAUGCCUGUGAGAAAUCCCCUGUAAUCAAUGAUUGUGAUUGAUAAUCUGAGUGCGGAGCCCCCCGAGCCUGUCCGUGGUGACCUCUGGCGUCGGGGACACGUCUGCUGUCUCUCCUCGCGCUGGCCUCUUCUGCUCUGCAUGCUGGUUCUGAUUUACGGUUCCCACGCCCCCCUCAUUGCGCUCACCCAAUCAGACGGCCGCGUCCCCUACAGCCCCUCCUCCUGCGUUGUCCUCAUCGAGCUCACAAAGCUGCUGGUUUCCACGGCGACGCUGCUGGCCACCAAGGGCGGGUCGGCCCUGUGUGGCGUGCCGGUCCGCUGGGUCCUAGCACUGCCCUACGCGGCUCCUGCGCUGCUCUACGCCCUCAACAACAACCUGGUGGUGUACAUGCAGGCUCACAUGGACCCCAGCACCUUCCAGCUGCUAAGCAACCUCAAGAUCGUCACCACGGCGACGCUCUACUCGUCGUGCCUGGGCAGGCGGCUGCGGCCUGUCCAGUGGCUGGCCCUGGUGCUGCUCACGCUGGCCGGGGGAGCGCACAGCUACAGCAGCCUGGACGGGGAGGCCCAGACUGGGCCAGAGGGCCACCGGGGCCCCAGACUGCACGUGACUGGGCCGGGCCUGCUGCUGCUGCUGCUCUACUGCACGGCCUCGGGGCUGGCCGCCGUGGUGACCGAGCGUGCUCUCAAGGGCCAGCGGCUGCCGCUCAGCCUGCAGAACAUCUUCCUGUACGGCUGGGGCGUGGCCAUCAAUGUCGCCUCCCACAUGGGCGGAGUCGGUGAGGGGCGGGGCUUCCUGGAGGGCUUUUCUGCGCUGGUGUGGCUGAUUGUGAUUGGGCAGGCGGCGGCGGGGCUGAUGAUGUCAGUGGUGAUGAAGCACGGCAGCGGAAUCCUGCGGCUUUUCGUUAUCUCUGCGGCCAUGCUGGUCAACAGCGCCUUCUCCUGGGCACUGCUGGGACUGCAGCUCACACCCCUCUUCCUGCUGCCGACAGGACUCGUUGCUCUCGCUGCCUACCUGUACUACAGGUAACAGCCAGGUGCCCUAAGUCGCAGGCAGCAUACCUGAAUUACAGGUGAAAUGCAGCUACACGAUGUGUGUACUUCAGUUUGUUUUUUUGUCCACUGAUUUGGGCAGUGACACGGUUAAAACCCAUUUGCUUUUCAUCCAUUCUGUUGCUGCUGUGUAGGAUUUGGUUUCAUUCAUGGGGAUUUCCACCCCAUCGCACAAGAGAACCCCCCCCGUCCAGUGUCCAGUUAAAACCCACCCCACCAGUGCGGAUGUCUUAAAACCCAGAGCCCCUUUAAGUAGAGUGUGUGUGAGAGAGAGAUAUUUCGGAUUUCCCCUCCCCUCCUCCCCAACCCUGUAGUCAGUGAUCCGGCCAGUACAUCACACACAGAGGGAGCUGAUGCAUCUCAUCUCAAUCCUUUUACACAAUCAUUUCAAGGUGUGUGUUGGUGAACUUUCUGUUUCAGCCAAAACACAAAACAGGAAGGGGGAUUUUAAGGUGACCACAGAGUUGGAGUGUGUGAAGUGGUCCGACCGUACGAGACCAUGCCAUGUACAGUAUGACACACCAGAGUGCUAAUAAAGACUGGAUUGGUAUCUGAA
This is a messenger RNA of Alosa sapidissima (American shad), 1813 nucleotides long. RefSeq names its product solute carrier family 35 member A4 (gene slc35a4). Gene Ontology annotation, biological process: pyrimidine nucleotide-sugar transmembrane transport. Gene Ontology annotation, molecular function: pyrimidine nucleotide-sugar transmembrane transporter activity. Bases 233 to 1234 code for a protein of 333 amino acids. Gene Ontology annotation, cellular component: Golgi membrane. The transcript is spliced from 2 exons. Lineage: Eukaryota; Metazoa; Chordata; Actinopteri; Clupeiformes; Clupeidae. The record is from RefSeq and is a predicted model, not a curated record.